Messenger RNA from Protobothrops mucrosquamatus (brown spotted pit viper), 1127 nucleotides. RefSeq names its product iron-sulfur cluster assembly factor IBA57 (gene IBA57). Bases 1 to 1110 code for a protein of 369 amino acids. The transcript is spliced from 4 exons. The record is from RefSeq and is a predicted model, not a curated record. Gene Ontology annotation, cellular component: mitochondrial matrix. Gene Ontology annotation, molecular function: protein binding. NCBI's taxonomy places the organism in Eukaryota, Metazoa, Chordata, Lepidosauria, Squamata, Viperidae.
AUGGUUCUUAACCGCUUCACGCCCUCUCGCUCCACCCUCGACCAUACACAAGAUGGCGGCGCCGAGGUCUUUUCCAGUUCCUUGGUCGCUGUUCGCCAAGCCGCCAUGCUGGUGAGGGCGAGCGCGGCGCUGCGGCGGGGCCUCCCGCGAAAUUUGCACUCGGGCGGGAGCGACAUAAGAGCGGCCGCCGUUUGCUUCCCGUUGAGCCACCGCGCGCUCCUCCGCUUGCAAGGCCCGGAGACGAUCCCUUUCCUCCAAGGACUCCUCACCAAUGACGUGACCCCUUUCGCCGAGGUGGGCGGAGUCGCGCCGCGCGCGCUUUACGCACACGCCCUCAACGUCCAGGGGAGGUGCCUCUAUGACGUCAUCGCGUACAGACUCCAUGAAAACAAGCAGGAAGAACCGCACGUCUUGCUGGAAUGUGACGCCGGUCUCCUGGACUCCUUCCGGAAACAUCUGAAGCUCUAUAAGAUCCGCAGGAAAUUAGACCUCUCGCCCUGUCCUGGCCUCUCUUUGUGGGCUGUCAUUCCGAAGGAACCGUCGGAGGGUUUGCCUAAGCAAAAUGCUGACCAAGCUGUGGUUCUGACUGCAGAUCCCAGAGUGAAGAUUAUGGGAUGGAGGCUGAUCAUCCGCAAGGAGGUAAACCCUCUGGAGAUCUUCCCCGGAUGCCGGCUUGGAGAGCUAAAGGAUUACCAUCGGCAUAGGUAUCAACAAGGUGUCCCUGAAGGCACGAAAGAUCUCCCGUAUGGAACCGCUUUGCCCUUGGAAUCCAACCUGGUUUAUCUGAAUGGUGUAAGCUUCACGAAAGGCUGUUAUAUCGGUCAGGAAUUGACGGCCAGGACUCACCACAUGGGCGUCAUCCGGAAACGGCUCCUGCCCAUACAGCUCUUGCCGCUGAUGCCUUUCGAGAGCCUCACGGAAGGUACUGAAAUUGUGACCGAAUCGGGGAAGUCGGCUGGAAAAUUCCGUGCGGGCGAGAACGAGUUUGGAAUCGCCUUGCUGCGUUUGGCGACCACAAAGGGCCCGCUGCGGCUCAAACUUGCCGACGAUUCGCAAGUGACGGUCACAGCAUCCAUUCCUAAAUGGUGGCCCCAGCCUGCCAAUAAAUAGUGUGAUCUUCUGCUGAA